Messenger RNA from Phytophthora nicotianae INRA-310, 2308 nucleotides. RefSeq lists its product as hypothetical. Lineage: Eukaryota; Oomycota; Peronosporomycetes; Peronosporales; Peronosporaceae. The transcript has a single exon. The coding region runs from base 13 to 1905 and encodes 630 amino acids. The record is from RefSeq and is a predicted model, not a curated record. Gene Ontology annotation, molecular function: protein binding.
CUGAUUCCGAAAAUGCCGAUCACGACCGUGAGCCUCAUCCUACCGAGGGCUCCCGACAUCGUCACCGUCAUAAUCUCAGACUUCCUCGUCGCUGAUCUGACACUAUCACAGGCGUGCGAGUGGUCUCCUCUGGGGUCGACAUUUUUGCUGGAUUUGGUCUGGAUGCGCAGUCUGCGAGAUGCCCAAACCUCCAAGUGGACCUUUGCGAAGCUUUUGCAGAGCGAGCGCUCUUACUACCGGUGGGCUUUCUCUCAGUCACUAGUCCAGACUGUUCGUCGUGGUGAUUUGACCAUGUUACAGUGGCUAUUAUCUCACUUUUCAGGCUGCCCUGUGUCUCAAGAGGUGGUGGAGGAAGCUGCCCGGGGUGGGCAUCUGUGGGCUCUGCAAUUGCUCGAGAGAGACACAAGUCACGCAGGAAUUGAGUGGAGCGACAGAGCUGUAGAUAGGGCAGCGAAGAUUGGCGAUUGGGAGCUCGUAAGAUGGCUGCUUCAACGGACUGGAAGUACCAGGGAGACCAGGAGAGCGGAUGACGAGGUGGUGAACGGUGCGUUUGAGCAAAAUAACUUGAUACAGGUCAAGUGGGCAAUUGGCUGUGGAUUUGGAGUAGGAGGCAUUAAGUUCCCAGAUUGCACGGAAGCUGAGUGGCAAGGUCGGGCAGAAAUAUUGCGGUAUCUGCUAGACGGGGGUCACGUUCCCGUAGCAAAUAUUGCUGGCGUUGGCGCUUAUCAAGCAGCUCGAUUUGGUGAUCUGUAUUUUCUUAAAUGGCUUGAGUAUCAAUUGAAAGCUGAAAUUGACGUUCAAUACUGGACGCAUGCGCUAGAAAAUGCGAGUGAGAGUGGGUAUCUCGCUGUGGUGCAGUGGAUACUGACGCAUGCUGACGGUGUUGUCCGCGCUAACGGUCCGGCCGAUGCCAUGUUUGCAGCAGCCGAGAACGGGAAGCUGGACGUGGUACACUGGCUGUAUAAACACUAUGGCAGCAAACCGAAAGUGGGUCUUUUUCAAGAACGUGACGUUCCUGACGAUACUGGCAAUGACGAAGAACAUUUUUGGGACGAAGAUCUAGUACCAACUACUGCCAUGGAUGCUGCGGCCAAAAACGGACACCUCGCUGUGCUGCAGUUCCUCGACAGUAUAGAUACCUCAUCGCGGAAUAAACAGAAGAAACGGGGUGGAAAACUUUCGCAUAAUAGACAGGUAGGUCGCUACCCUCGCUGUACAUCGUUCGCGAUGGAUGCUGCAGCUGCUUGUGGACAUUUACAUGUCGUAAAAUGGCUUCACUCGCACCGUCUGGAAGGAUGUACGACACUUGCGAUGGAUCGGGCUGCUGGAAAUGGACAUUUCGAAGUGGUGCAGUGGCUUCAUGUGCAUCGUUCAGAAGGCUGCACAACUGCUGCGAUGGAUAUCGCAGCGACAAGACGCUUCCAUGUAUCGUCAUGCGAUGGCUUUGGCUUUGACGUUUGUUGUUUGCACAUUACUCCUAAAUCAUUUUUCGAGAAUCAGCUCGAAAUGUUGAAAUGGUUGCAUCUAAAUCGAUCUGAAGGCAGCAGUAGUGCAGCGAUGGAUGGAGCAGCAGCUAAUGGCAACUUUGAAAUGCUGCAGUGGCUACUUGAGAAUUGUACGGCGGGUUGUACCACCGAAUCGAUAGUAUCGGCUGCGCGGCUGGGACGCCUGGAUAUUGUCAAGUGGCUGGACCAACACUACCCCAAUGUUCACACUCUGAAAGCAAUGUCGGAAGCUGCAAGUGUAGGGCAUUUCAACGUUGUCAAAUGGAUAUACGAGCAGCAUACACCUGGACAUCAAACUGUUGCAGAAUCAAUGAAAGAGGCAGCUGCUGGAGGCCAUACGCGUUUGGUAAAAUGGUUAUUACCCCAUUGCACAAACCCUCGUCUUUAUUAUCUGCAAUGAAAGCGGCACUGUCCUCUCACAGUUUUGAAGCGAUGCUGCUUCUCGACGCUCAGCUGGUUAAUCAUUACACCGACGGCGAUCUCAGGAAUCAUUGGUUUCGAUAUCAGGAUAUUCGCAAUUGGUUUGACGAGAAGUACUCGCCAUCGGCAGAAGGAGAAUAAUUUUCGAAUUGCACGAUGAUGGUUGAGCCCUGUAACAUUUGUCGUUGAAUAGAAUCUGUGCUCGCUAAUUGCAUUUGUGCCGAGGCUAUCAGCAAGUUGCAUGAGGUAUUUGGAGAGAACAUCGGAAGCAUUUAAAGCACGGCCGUUCUUAAUAUUUGUGGGGUUGAAUUUAACGGCAUUUUCUACCUGAUUGAUUACCACUUGAGGACAAUAAACCAGUUGAUUCCACUUUGAACAAUGCA